This is a messenger RNA of Rasamsonia emersonii CBS 393.64, 1125 nucleotides long. RefSeq names its product Methyltransferase-like protein 1. The coding region runs from base 1 to 1125 and encodes 374 amino acids. Lineage: Eukaryota; Fungi; Ascomycota; Eurotiomycetes; Eurotiales; Trichocomaceae. Gene Ontology annotation, cellular component: tRNA methyltransferase complex. Gene Ontology annotation, molecular function: tRNA (guanine(46)-N7)-methyltransferase activity. The transcript has 3 exons. The record is from RefSeq and is a predicted model, not a curated record. Gene Ontology annotation, biological process: RNA (guanine-N7)-methylation; tRNA methylation.
AUGGCGCCCCCUCCCAGCAAACGCCAGAAGCGGGAGGAGUACCGCAAAGCGCAGCAGGAAGCGCAGAACGCCGACGGGGAGGUCAAGAUGCCCAAGAAGAGUCCUCUCAGCCCCGCGCAUAUGGAUUGGGCGUCGCAUUUCCCUGCUUUUGUCGAUCCUGACCCGACAAAGACGAACCUUGGUGGCGCACGGAAACUCGUCAAGGAUGUGGAGGUGGUUGAUAUAGGAUGCGGGUUUGGCGGGUUGUUGGUUGGACUCGCUCCGCUGAUGCCGGAUACCUUGAUGAUCGGCAUGGAAAUCCGCACCCAAGUCCUAGAUUAUCUUCGCACGCGCAUCCACGCCCUCCGCGCCCAGCAGCAAAAGGCAAGAGGAGUAUCUAUUUCUAGCGCAUCCACGUCAGGUACACCUGCUGCACCGUCAGAAGGGUCUCCUUCAUCUUCAUCGAAUCAGGCAGAUAGCGCUUCUACACCUGAAGGCGCUCCUUCGAUACCAGACAGAAACGCCUCAGUAUCACCAUCCGCUGCCGUUCCUGGCGGGUACCAGAACAUCUCCGCUCUCCGGGCCAACACGAUGAAGUUCCUCCCCAAUUUUUUCGCCCGACACCAGCUGUCCAAGAUCUUCAUCUGCUUCCCUGACCCGCACUUCAAGGCGCGCAAGCACAAGGCGCGCAUCAUCUCGUCGAGCCUGAAUGCCGAGUAUGCAUACGUGCUGCGGCCCGGAGGGCUUUUGUACACCAUCACCGAUGUCGAAGAAUACCAUCAUUGGAUAUUGAGGCAUUUUGGUGAGAAGGUGACAACGACAACAACAACAACAACAACAACAACAACAACAACAACAACAACAACAACAACAACAACAACGGAGGAGGGAACAAAAGAAGAAAAGGCAGAGACAGAGAAAACCGAGGCAGAAGCAGAGGAGGAGGAAGAGGAGGAGUAUGAAGCAGGCGUACGAGGUGUUCGGGAACUAUGGGAGCGCGUCCCGAACGAGGAGCUGGAGAAAGACGAAUGCGUGCGAGUCAUGAAAGAAGAGACGGAAGAAGGGAAGAAAGUCACCCGGAACAACGGGCCGAAAUUCGUCGCCGUGUUCAGACGGCUACCUGAUCCUGCUUGGACGGGGUCAUGA